This is a messenger RNA of Seriola dumerili (greater amberjack), 1776 nucleotides long. RefSeq names its product L-threonine 3-dehydrogenase, mitochondrial-like. Gene Ontology annotation, molecular function: L-threonine 3-dehydrogenase activity. The record is from RefSeq and is a predicted model, not a curated record. Bases 74 to 1198 code for a protein of 374 amino acids. NCBI's taxonomy places the organism in Eukaryota, Metazoa, Chordata, Actinopteri, Carangiformes, Carangidae. The transcript is spliced from 10 exons. Gene Ontology annotation, biological process: L-threonine catabolic process.
AUCACAAACGCCGGCUGUUUAAAGGAGUUUCAGGUCAUCUUUUCAUUUUUCCAGUUCACAUCAAAGAGGCUUUAUGAUGCUGGUGGUGCAGUUGCUGAAAGGUGCAGCGAAGCAUGCUGGGAGCAGGCCCCAGUGCAGUGUUGAGCGAUUGUUCACAGCAGCGCGUGGUAUCAGCUCAUCUUCGCGACAGUCAUCUGCCUCUGGGAGAAGUCAGUGUUCAGCCUGCACUGAUACUGACCUCCCUAAAGUCCUCAUCACGGGAGGACUUGGACAGCUGGGGGUGGGGCUUGCCAAGAUGCUAAGGAGACGCAUUGGAAAAAACAACGUGAUCCUGUCUGACAUCCGGAAACCUCCCAACCAUGUCUACCAUAACGGUCCGUUCAUCUUCUCAGACAUCCUGGACUAUAAGAACCUCAGGGAGAUUGUGGUCAACAACAACAUCAGCUGGCUGGUUCACUACUCAGCUGUGCUGUCUGCUGUGGGAGAGAACAACGUCGCUCUGGCCAAAGAGGUCAACAUCACAGGUCUCCAUAACAUAUUAGACAUUGCAACCGAACAUGGUCUGCGUGUGUUUGUCCCCAGCACUAUCGGUGCCUUUGGUCCAUCCUCACCCAGGGACCCCACCCCUGAGCUGUGUGUGCAGAGACCGCGCACCAUCUACGGUGUGUCCAAGGUCCACGCAGAGCUGAUGGGUGAGUAUUACCACCACAGGUAUGGGCUGGAUUUCCGCUGUCUCAGGUAUCCAGGCAUCAUUUCAGCUGACUCCCAGCCUGGAGGAGGAACCACAGACUAUGCAGUGCAGAUCUUCCAUGCAGCUGUGAAGACCGGUCAAUUCGAGUGUAACCUGCGCGGUGACACGCGGCUUCCAAUGAUGUACAUAGAUGACUGUCUCAGGGCUACUCUAGAGUUCCUGGAGGCUCCAGCUGAGACACUCAUCAACCGCACCUACAACAUCAACGCCAUGAGCUUCACGCCACACGACCUCACCCAGGAAAUACAGAAAUUCCUGCCUGACCUUAAGGUCACCUACAAUGUGGAUCCUGUCCGACAAGCUAUAGCGGACGGCUGGCCAAUGGCAUUAGAGGACAGCGCAGCGAGGCGGGACUGGGGCUGGAAGCACGAGUACGACCUCCCAGAGCUGGUGCAGACCAUGGUCACUCACAUCACUAUGGGCAACCAGGUGGCACAAGCCUACUGAGCCUUUAUGUAGCAUAUUUGUAGCAACUCCAUAAAAGGUUUUAUUUGAAGCGAGGUGACAUUGAGGAUUUAAGAGCUUUUUUAGCCUUCCUUAUUACACUUUAGAAAAAUCACGCAUCAUCCUCCUCUCCCUCCUCACCGUUCAUCUCAUCCCUCUUUUUCUCUCUCGUCUUCAUCCAUCCAGCUGAAUCUAAAGAUGUGAUGCCAGAGCAUGCUAGAUACUGUCACGAAGUUACUAAACCUGUAAGAGAGUCAGGUGUUAGCACUGAAUGUACUGUAUGUCUGUAUUUAUGUGUAAGUGUGCAGAUGAUUUUGCUAGCCUGCUGUAGCAGCUACACGCUCGCCUUAGGAGGCUCUUCUGCCAUCCUGAAAGACCAGUUGGCUUUUAAUAAGAGCUGCACUCCAACUGGUCGCCAGCACUGUGACCAUAAACACUGAAAGGCUUUACCUCGGGUACUGUUAUUACAGAAGCUGCUUACCCUAGCUAACCAUAACUUGACCUUUGCACUAGGUGCUGUUGAUGUUUUUGUUAUUUCAUUUAGAUUUAAAUUAUUUUUAUUGUUGCGUUCUGUUUUAGAA